Messenger RNA from Aspergillus versicolor CBS 583.65, 936 nucleotides. RefSeq lists its product as uncharacterized. The transcript has a single exon. Bases 1 to 924 code for a protein of 307 amino acids. The record is from RefSeq and is a predicted model, not a curated record. Lineage: Eukaryota; Fungi; Ascomycota; Eurotiomycetes; Eurotiales; Aspergillaceae.
AUGCGCACUACUACUCUCUUCUCACUGCUCUCAGCAGCCGCAGCAGUAUAUGAACCAAACUAUACAGCAGGAAAAAUCUAUCAACUUAACAAUGGAACAUGGAUUGAAAAUCUCACACAGCGUACCAAUCUUUCCUGUUUCACACGCCUGACAAGAUACGACAGCCCUGAAGUGCAAGAAGUUAAUCUAUUGCAUCCGCACUCUGGUCCUCGCACUAUCUAUACUUUUGCCAAUGCAACAAGCGCCACGGGUAUUACAGAGCUUUCCACGGAGCGGUAUGCAGUCCUCACACUGAACCACGCAGUCAAUACAACAACUGUCUCGAUCUGGACACUUCAAACAAAUGCCUUAUUACCAAUUGCUACCAAGGUCGCUGAUAGUAUUGUCGACUCUGAGCUUUUAAAUGGGCUUGCAGCAGUCUCACCUCAUAUUGUCCUUGCCACGAAUUCGUUUGUUGGUGGGAUUGUCAGGAUAAACCUCCAAAAUGGUAUUGCUGAUGAAAUCUCUGCGGGAGACUCUUUUCCAGCUGGUGUCAAUGGUCUCAAGUACCAAGAGCCAUACCUAUACUACACAAACAUGUUCGAGGGAGUCUUCGGUCGCAUCGCUGUUGAUCCAUCUACUGGUGCUCCCGCAGGAGAAGCGGAAGUGAUUGCAAGUGGUGAUAUUUUGGUUGGAGCAGAUGACUUUGCUCUUGCAUACUGGACCAACGCCGCAUUUGUGGCGAACUACGAGAAAAACACUGUUGUCCGUAUUAAUAUUGACGAGAAAACUGCCGAGGUUGUUGUCAAAGAAAUCCCUGCGCCAACACCAGCAACAUUUGGUGCUUCUGGUGGGUUGUUUUUUGCGACGAGUGGAACUGGGUCGGAUGGCGGGGCAAGCUUGUGGCGUAUUAUGGUGCCUGAGGAACCUCCAUUUGAUUUAUAGCCUGCCUCGCAG